AUGCAGAACUCCUCAGCAAGCGGCGCCAAUAAUCAAGAGCAGCAUCUGCGCGCACAGCUCGAGCUCCUCAAGAGCCACGACGCGACAGGCUCAUCCUCGCCGACCUCUCCUGCUCCUCGUGAUACCCGGCAUCAACCUCUUCAGCCGGCUCCUGCGCGGCCGUCGAAUGGAUUCGAUCAUUCGCCCAAUCCUCAAGAUCAACCCCGAGCUAUAGCCGUCAAGAGCGAGGUCGAGUCUCACAUCCAUCCUGAGCUUCGCGCCCGAGCCAACAACGCACCUACCGCAAACAUGAUGCCCAUCGUUCCUCCAUCCGGGCAUAGUCCAGGCGCAUCUGCUGGACCAUCGACCGCUCCAAUUGCCCCCGCGCCCCCGCCUCACAUGUCGCCGGACGAUCAUGGUGAAGGUCGCAGUAAAGCCAAACGUGAACUGUCUCAGUCAAAGCGCGCAGCGCAAAACAGGGCUGCCCAGAGAGCGUUCCGACAGCGAAAGGAGGGUUAUAUCAAGAAGCUCGAGCAACAAGUACGCGAACUCAAUGAGAUGGAACAGUCUUUCAAGUCACUGCAAUCUGACAACCAUUCGCUGAGAGAAUACAUUGUUCACUUGCAAUCAAGAUUGUUUGACGUGACAGGCGAAUACCCCCCGCCUCCUCCGAAUGUUGACGUUGCUCAACCUGCACAUCAACCAUCGGCCCCGGCCCCUGCACCAGUUCCGGCGCCCGCCCCAGCGCCAGCUUCGAUUGCUUCUGCCCCUCCCGAACCUGCACCUACAAACUCCGCCGCCGGAACACCAUUGGAAGCUGUUGCGCAAGCCGUUGCGGGUCUUGCGGCCCAGGAACAGAUCGAGCGUCAACAAUACUCUACGGCGCACGAAUAA
Molecule: messenger RNA, 873 nt
Organism: Fusarium coffeatum
Lineage: Eukaryota; Fungi; Ascomycota; Sordariomycetes; Hypocreales; Nectriaceae
Exons: 3
Coding region: 1-873 (290 amino acids)
Cellular component (GO): RNA polymerase II transcription regulator complex
Molecular function (GO): transcription cis-regulatory region binding; DNA-binding transcription activator activity, RNA polymerase II-specific
Source: RefSeq, a predicted model, not a curated record